AUGGGGUCAGUGGUGUCAUUCUUCGAACGGCUGCUUGGGACAGAAAAAAAAAAGGGUGAGAACAGAUGCAAAUCAACAUUUUAUGAUGUCUUUUUAUGCAAUGAACUGAGAAAGCUAUUUUUUAUUUCUCCAUCCCUUUUUUCUUCAGAGGAGGAGAGAUACUUACGAGCCAAUGACAGACCGUUUAAUCUGUCUUUCAACUAUGAUGUGAGUCUCAACACAGACCCUUCUGUGUGCACGCAGUUGCAGCAGUAUAACAGGAGCACAAUUUAAGUGUCAUGUUGCACCACAUGGCCUCAUAUUUUUCUUUUAAUGUCCUCUAUGUCAGAACAAUGCGAUCAGGACCUCCAAAUACAACAUCUUCACCUUCCUGCCUCUUAACCUCUUCGAGCAGUUCAGGAGGCUCGCCAAUGCCUACUUCCUCUUCCUCAUGGUCCUCCAGGUGAGCAUCAGUUUACAGAAACGGAGACGACACACAAAUGUCAAAAUAUAUGAAGAGAAAACUGUUGUUUGAUCUCACUGACUAACAAUUAUAACUCAUACCUGUGUGUGUUUGUUCUGUUGACAGCUGAUCCCACAAAUCUCCUCUCUCUCCUGGUUCACCACGGCCGUCCCUCUAAUCCUGGUGUUAUCGAUAACAGCAGUCAAGGAUGCCAGCGAUGACAUAGUGAGCUCAAUAAUGAUAAUAAUAAAUGAUAAUUACAAUCGAUAAAUCAAAAUUGAACAAAACUCAUUCUAUUGUUAUACUCUUAACUGCAUUUGUUUCUCUUUCCUGUGAUCUUUGCAGAACAGACAUAAAAGUGACAAUCAAGUGAAUAACCGAACUGUGAGUGUCCUGAUCAAUGGACAGUAAGUCUAAUUUCAUUUUUCACAUCAAUUAUGCAAAUAAACGAAUUUUUGUUUGGCUCUUUUUUUCAUGUGAUUUCAUUAUUUGAUAUUUUUACUUCCUGACAGACUUAAAGAAGAAAAAUGGAUGAAUGUACAAGUUGGAGACAUAAUUAAACUGGAGAAUAACCAGUUUGUCACAGUAAGUGCUGCGAAUAAAAGGGGCAAAAACAUUUGUGUAUUAUGGCUUUUUAGAUUAUAUUGCUCUUCAACUGAUGUAGGUGCUUUCAGUGAUAAGAAGAGCUGCAGUGAGGUCGAAACAAAGUUCAGACCAAAGAUAACAAAGUUUAUCUAAUCUCAUAAUCUAAGAAACUUUAUGUUGCCUGUAUUGUAUCGCUGUCUGUCUCAGGCUGAUCUUCUGUUGCUGUCGAGCAGUGAGCCUCUAAAUUUGGUCUAUGUGGAAACAGCUGAAUUAGAUGGGUUAGUAUGCAUCAGUGUGUGAUGUACUUGAUGUUUUUUAUUUUAAUUUUUCUAAUGUCCUCCUGAUCUCCUUCUCCUGAUCCCCUUUAGUGAAACCAAUCUGAAAGUAAAACAGGCUCUGACUGUGACUGGAGAGAUGGAAGACAGAAUUGAAGCGCUCGCAGCUUUCAACGGUGAGACACUGAAAGAAACAGGAAUUUACAAAACAUACUCAAGUAGGAAAAGAGUGCUAACUUUACUUUAACGGCUUCAACAUGAACACUGCUAACUUAAAUUAUUCUCCGCUGACCUCUGCCUCUGUUAGGUGAAGUGCGAUGUGAGCCUCCUAACAACCGUCUGGACAAAUUCAAAGGAACCCUGUCUUUAGACGGGCAUCUCCACUCUCUGGACAACGACAAAGUGCUGCUCAGAGGAUGUACCCUGAGGAACACAGAGUGGUGCUUCGGUUUGGUCAUCUUUGGAGGUAAUUUCUUUAAAUCUCACUUCAAUCUUUUUCAUUUUUUAUAACUACUUAAAGUGUUUCUCAGAGGUCAUUAAAUUGUGAUUAUGAAGUUUUUAGCCAAAGUCAUCUUACCUGUGUCAUUUUCAAGAGCUUUUCUUCUGCAGAGCUCCAGUCGCUCAUUGGUAAUUCGUGGGCGGAGACUUUGCUCACUUCUCUUCAUGUUAGCUUGCAGCCUAACAUUACCGGUGUAGUAGAAGAACCGGGAAACAUAGGAGUUAUUCAGCUCUCAGACGCUAAUGUCUUUAGGGACAUGAUGAAUGUUGAUAUCAUAAUUAGCUUUCUUAGGAGCAUUGCAAUCCACUAAUGCAACCAUUAUUAUCCACUCGUCUUUGUUGUCCACCACUUCUCCGAGUCUGGCCUGCAUAGUGGGGCUUGGAGUUUGAAGUUUGGAUUUGCUACAUAGGAAAUUUCCUUGUAUCUGAACCUGCCGUUUGGGUCUGCCAGAGAUUCACAGAUUCACUUGAAUGUGGAAAUACUUAGAAAUAAAUUUAGCACUUACUUUUCUCACAAUAUGUCCUGUAGCAUCAGAAAAAUGACAUGAACAUGUAGACAACAAGAAAACAUGAUUUUCAUCAGAGAGGGUCUUUAACAUCUGAAGCACUAUUUGAGGCUCCUGGUGAACAUACCCUCAGAAAAGCUUGAAAGGACUCAGACAGUUUUUCACUGGAACUUCGCUGCGGUGUCAGCGCACCAAUCUUUCCUCGUCCCUUUGUUUCUCAGUCUCGAUCAGAGCAAAAGAAUAAGACCAACUGUGAACACGACAUCAACGGUCUCACUGAACAGGAACUGGACCACAGCAGGAAUUACUUGUGUUUGCAAAUAACCCCAUCAUAAACUGUAGAAGUGAAAGUUUCAGAAGGGCACUUCCAAGAUAUGUGUAGGGCCUACAGACGCUGCCCCAAUCAUAGUCCACGUCCGGCUUUGAUUUAUGGUCCAGCUGUAUUUUUUUUGAUACGACUGUGAUAAAAUGAUUUGCCAGUCCAAAGUUAAGGAAACAUCAAAGAGUGUCCAAUUUUAUCUCCAAAACUGACCCCACUGAUUCUGGUAGACACACUCUUAAUAAUAAUAUUAUUAUUAUUAUUAUUAUUAUUAUUAUUAUUAUCAUGGCUGUGUAUCUGACCAAAGAUGGAUCUUUUCCAGGUCCUGACACCAAGCUGAUGCAGAACAGUGGCAAGACCAUUUUCAAGCGGACGAGUGUUGAUCACUUGAUGAAUGUCCUGGUGUUGUGUGUGAGUUUGAUUUUCAUGCAGACACAAAUACACAUCAGCUGUCAAGCAUCAACACGUUACUCAAGUAUCUCACAAUAUUUGUAACCUCUUUGAUUUCUCAGAUAUUUGGUUUCCUGGCGUGCAUGUGCAGCGCCAUGGCCAUUGGCAAUGCAAUCUGGGAGGUGCGGGAGGGCUCAGUGUUCACAGUCUUCCUUCCCCGUGAAACAGGGAUUGACGCCAGCCUCUCCUCCUUCCUCACCUUCUGGUCCUACGUAAUCGUCCUCAACACGGUGGUGCCGAUUUCCCUCUAUGUGAGGUAUGUUCAAGCUCGGACAACUGACUGUGAAGUUUGGAGUCGGUUUACUUUUGCUAUUAUUAUUAUUAUUAUUAUUAUUAUUUUGUCUCUGAAAAUCAGUGUCGAGAUCAUCCGGCUGGGCAACAGCUUCUACAUCGACUGGGACAGGAAGAUGUAUCACACUAAGAGUGACACUCCUGCCCAGGCCAGGACCACCACACUCAAUGAAGAGCUGGGUCAGAUCAAAUACAUCUUCAGUGAUAAGACCGGCACCCUGACACAGAAUAUCAUGACUUUUAACAAGUGCUCUAUCAAUGGAAAAGUUUAUGGUGAGCAGCCGGGCUGAUAUUGAUGUUAAAAAGUGUUAUGGAAACACAGUCACAGACUUUACACUGUUUUUUAUUGUUUCUCAGGGGAGCUGUUUGACUUUUCUGGACAGAGGGUGGAAAUAACAGAGGUGAGAGAAGCUAACACAUACUUAAAGUCAACCUAAGGUAUUUUCUGUAACGUCUAUUUCCCCCUAUUUCUCUUUUCUGCAGAAAACACAGACAGUGGACUUCAUGCAGAACCCGCUGGCUGAUCCAAAGUUCAUCUUUCACGACCAAAGUCUGUUAGAUACAGUGAAAGAGGGAGACCCAGAGGCUCAGAGCUUCUUCCGCUUACUGGCUCUUUGCCAUACAGUCAUGCCAGAGGAGAAGGAAGAGGGUGCGUGUCCUCUGACGGACAUCUUCUUAUUACCUGAUAAGUUUCAAACUGAAGGCCUACCUGAUUUAUGUUUUGAGUUUGUUUGGAAUCCUAUUUAGUCCAGGUUUACUGAUUCAUUGACUUUUAUAUCCUAAUUUCUUUUAACUGCUCUAAACUCCAUAUUUACAGAUCAACCCACAUGUCAUUUAUUUCCUUUCCUCUCCCUUCUUCCGUCUUUUUUCCCUGUGACAGGAAAACUGUUCUACCAGGCUCAGUCUCCUGAUGAGGGAGCUUUGGUAACCGCAGCGAGGAACUUUGGGUUUGUGUUCCGCUCGCGCACACCGGAGACCAUUACAAUCUGGGAGAUGGGCAGAAAAGUGACCUACGAGCUUCUGGCUGUUCUUGACUUCAAUAAUGUCCGCAAGAGAAUGUCAGUAAUAGGUAAAGCGCUGGCAUUUUUCCUUUUUCUUUUACUUGAGUAUGUAGCAUGUAAACAAGGUGAGUAUAUAAUUCUGAUCUGUCCUAGUGUUGCUCCACAUGUUGAAUUCUCAAACUUAUUCAUAAAAUCCUGUGUUUUUCAAAUGUAAAGAAUGAACAUUAAAAAGAUUCAGACUGCUGACCUCGUCUCACUAAAUAACAUCCACUAUGAUCUCCAGUGCGAAGCCCUGAAGGGAAGUUGACUCUGUUCUGCAAAGGAGCAGACACCAUCAUCUUUGAGAGACUUCACCCCUCCUGUAAUAAACUAAAGCAAAUAACUACUGGACAUCUCUGUGUGAGUCCUGGUUUCGGAUCCCUCUGAUGUUUGUGUUCAGAUUAACUCAGUGUACUCUCAGAGAACUGAUCUUUAACUGCUUUACUCUGCCAAACUAAAACAGGAGUACGCUGGUGAAGGCCUCCGUACGUUGGCUCUGGCGUACAAGAACUUGGAUGAGGACUACAUGGAUGAUUGGAAGCAGCGCCACCAUGAGGCCAGCACUGCCAUGGACGGCCGGGAGGAGAGACUUGAUGAGCUUUAUGAAGAGAUAGAGAAAGACCUGCUGGUUAGACGACCAACUUAAUACUUAAAUAUUUAAGUACAAAUGCAACACACUGUACUGUUUACCAUUUUCAGAUAUUAAUGCUGAGAAAACUUGAAAAAUGAAACCCUCUGAGACUAACCAACAGGUUUAUCAGGCAGGUUCAAGAACCAGCCUGUGUAACUUUUGUAAAGAAGUGUAUUACCUUCACCAAAAAGAAAAAAAAAUCAGUUUUUAUGAGUAAUUUUUUGCUGUUAUUGUUUUUCAGACGAAUUCUUUUUCCUAUUCUCUGGGCUCAUGAUCAUUUAAAAACAUCCCCCUCUGCUUGAUUUAUAGGAAACAAACUUGGCCCACUUGUUUAGUUUUAUCAAGUUUUACUUUCUUCUGGGUUUGAGACUCUGGGAGAUCCUCCUCUCUAAGUCAGAUAAAUGGAAUCAUCAGAAGUUUGUCUACUUUGCGCAGACACCUCAGGAUUUGCAUUCCCUAAGUUUAACUAAUAACAAGCUUUACUCUCAUUGACCCCGUAGUCAGUUAUAUUGGAGCUGGAGAAUCCACUGAUUUGGAGCAGCCAUGGUGGUUAAUGUUAUCUGACUGUAUGAGAUUCUCACAGGAUUUUGAAGUAUCUCGCUUAGUUAGGGGUGAAAAAAAUCCUCUGAAAAACAGAAAGAGGGGAAAAAAUAUUAGUACAAAAAAAACAGAAAAAAAAUUGUCAGAAAAACCGCAAAGAAAAAAAAUUACCUAAAAAAAAACAGAUUCCCUUUUUUUGUAAGUGAAUGCAAUACGCUUACGUACUUUUGCUCUGAACAUUCCUAUUAAAAUAUUUGCUGAAACUUAAUUAGAAAGAAGUUGAAGCUUUCAUCACUCUGUACCUUACAUGUUUUAGCUUUUGGGAGCCACAGCUGUCGAGGAUAAGUUACAGGAUGGAGUACCACAGACUAUAGAACAACUUGCUAAAGCUGACAUCAAAAUCUGGGUGUUGACUGGAGAUAAACAGGGUGAGCAUCACGUAUUGUAUAUUUAUUCCUGUUUAUAUUUCAUAUUUUAAGUGUUAAAGUGAAAUAAUGCAGUAACAUUAGCUUAAACAGUAACAUUAGCUUAAGCGUGAGUUUGACAAUGUUCUUCUAUCAAAGUAAAUGUGGAUGUUUUUUUUUACAGAGACUGCAGAGAAUAUCGGCUACGCCUGCAACAUGCUGAGGGAAGAGAUGAAGGAUAUUUUUGUUGUCGCAGCAAAUACACCUGAAGGAGUAAAAGAGGAGCUGCUGUAAGUCAGGCAGAGAUAAUGGCGACGUAUGACACAUCCAGUGAUAGUUACCAUGCAACAUAAUCAGACUUUAAAUAACUGGUGCUGAAGUUAUAAAACUGUAUGUGACACAGUUUGUAAGCCUCCACACUUAAUUGCAAAAAUAUUUUACCUACAUAAUAUGUUAAAUAUGCACAGAAUGGUUGAACAUGCAGCAAAGAUAUAUUCAGAGUUUGGUAGAAGACAUCCGUUGUCUUGGGGAGUCAUGCUAACUUAGAUCUGUGCACAGUUUGAUGGAUAGAUAUACAUGCUAAUGAUUACAGCUAAUAUAGUCGAGUGAAUAAUCCUUCUGUUGCUCUGUUUUAGAAAUGCAAGAAGAAAAAUGUGCCCAGAUGCUGCUGAUGAACCCGAAGUGAUCAAGUCUCGCGCAGGUCUAUUCUGGCUGAAGAAGACUGAGUUUGUGCAGGACGAGAAGGUGGACGGAGAAUAUGGACUAAUCAUAAAUGGACACAGUCUGGUAAGGCUUGGUCAUUACAUUAUUCCAUUAUUAACCAAACCACUCUGAACAUCAGAACCCUCCUUUUUGGUGUCUUGAUAUUCUUGGAUGUCUAGCUCUAGAUUGAGGCCUCAAACACAUUUCCAGUACAGUCCUGCAGUCUCCUCUUUACCUUCCUUUUUCAGGCCUUUGCCCUCGACAAGAACUUGCAACUGGAGCUGCUGAGGACGGCAUGCAUGUGUCAGACGGUGAUUUGCUGCAGGGUCACUCCUCUUCAAAAGGCACAGGUGGUUCAGCUGGUCAAGAAAUACAAGCAAGCUGUCACUUUGGCUAUAGGAGAUGGAGCCAACGAUGUUAGCAUGAUCAAGGGUAGGCUCGUACAACAUGGACACAACACGCCAUUCAAUUGUGUUUGCAAUAAAACCAAUCAGUAGGAAUGUAGUCUUUAUUCUGUCUGUCUGUCUGUCUCCCAGCUGCUCAUAUUGGUGUGGGGAUCAGUGGCCAGGAGGGCAUGCAAGCAGUUCUCUCAAGUGACUUCUCAUUCGCCCAGUUUCGUUACCUACAGCGUCUCCUGCUUGUGCACGGUCGCUGGUCCUACUUACGAAUGUGCAAGUUCCUACGAUACUUCUUCUACAAGAACUUCACUUUCACCUUUGUACAUUUCUGGUACGCCUUCUUCUGUGGCUUCUCCGCACAGGUGAGGACCAAACCGAAUACUUAUAAUACCAACAAUAAAACAAAACUAGAAUCCUCUGAGACUUUUUACCACUUCAAUGAAAAUGUUUGUCCAACAUCUCAGGUUAUGUAAUCCCUCCAGAUGAUGAGAAUUAGAAGUUGAUGAAAAUAAAAGUAGGACAGAUAGUAUGUUGACAGUUUAAAGGAUCUUUCCUCCAACAAAAGAGGAACACGAGUUCAGAAAAGGUUGUUUACUCUGCUUGUAUGUGUAUGUGUCUCUCAUGCUUUUGUUUACAGACUGUAUAUGACGAAUGGUUCAUCACCUUGUACAACCUGGUUUACACGGCGCUUCCUGUCCUUGGCAUGAGCCUCUUUGACCAGGUAUGUAUUCAAGUAAAGUCAUUUUCUUAAACACACACAUAAAUACACACUCAUCUCAUCUGUCUCCGAUCAUAAUCUUCCGCCUCUGUAGGAUGUAAACGACCGCUGGAGCUUCCAGUAUCCUCAGCUCUACACUCCCGGCCAGUUGAACCAGUACUUCAGUAAGAACAUCUUUGUGCGCUGUAUGAUGCACAGCUGCUACAGCUCCCUCAUCCUGUUCUUCAUCCCAUGGGCGGCUAUGCAGGACACGGUCCGAGACGAUGGCAAGGACAUUGCUGACUAUCAGUCCUUUGCUUUACUGGCACAGACCUGUCUGCUGGUUGUGGUUUACAUUCAGGUAAGAGUCUUGUUUUCUGCAGGACUUAGUCAAAGACACUAAUUCGAUAGUUCAAUCUGUAAAGCUGUCAACUUUCUUGCUUCAUUAUGAAUAAAUGUGUUUUUUCCCUCAAUAUGAAAUCUUCAGCUGUGCCUGGACACCCAUUAUUGGACAGCAGUGAAUCAGUUCUUCGUAUGGGGCAGUCUGGCAGCUUACUUUGCUGUUUCAUUCACCAUGUACAGCAACGGCAUGUUCCUCAUCUUCAGCUCCUCUUUCCCCUUCAUUGGUGAGUAUUUAAAUCUCAUUUCUAGAGGCAAAACUUUGAGAUUCCAGUCUCCUGAAAUGGUCAUGUGUGUCUGUAACAGGAUUAAUUUAAGGUUUGAGUUGAAUUUAAACCUCCUGUGUAGAGUAUUUUCUAUCCCUGAUACACUAUUGUAGGUUGUUAUGAUAUUAAAUUCAUUUAAUUACCUUUUUUUUUUGCUUUUUGUAACUUCAGGUACAGCUAGAAACUCUCUGAACCAGCCUAAUGUGUGGCUGACCAUCCUGCUGACUUCCCUCCUUUGCAUUCUGCCUGUUGUGACUUACCGUUUUAUUCUUAUUCAGCUUCAACCCACCAUCAAUGACAAGGUGAGAUAAGACACAACACAGGACCAGUGUUUACAUUUUCUAUGACUCAAGCUGAUGAAAUAAAAAGCAGUUUAGUGUGAGCUUGAAACUCUUUACGCCCUCCUCCACUUUCAGGUUUACUUUUUUUAAAUGUUGGAUUUAUUACAGAUACAGAAACAAAACCCCAAAAGCUGAUUUAAAGGUGUUUGGUUCUUGGUUCUCUUCUAGGUGAGAUAUAAGGUGCGGGAGGAGACACUCCCAGCUCCCGCGCCCCGCCGCCCGCCUCGCAGGCGUAUCAGUACCCGCCGGUCUGGCUACGCCUUCUCACACGCCCAGGGCUAUGGUGACCUGGUGACAUCUGGAAAAUUUCUGCUGAGACUAAACCUGAAAACUCGACCGGCCCUGUUCUCCCAAACAGACUCCCCUCUGGCUGAGAGCCAACCACAGCACUACCGCACCAUACCAGAGGAAAGGGAGGAGGGGAAGAGUCCCACACAGGAGGAGGCGUCCGUGGAGUGAACACUGCGUCAGGCUGGGAGGCAACAUGACAGAUUUGAUCGCAGAGUCUAGAUCCCACUAAGAAGAGGAUGUGCAGGGUUAAGUUAGUUUUGAUUGUAAAGGAAAGGGUCACUACUAUGUGAAAACGUUGAAGGGACCACACUGCUCCUUUUUUUAUUCAGCUUUUAACUUGAAAGCUGGCAUACAACCUUCAUGUACUGUAUCUAACACAACACAAACCGCACAAAAUCACAACAUUACUCUUGAGAAAAAUUCACGUCUUUUAAGAACGGUGAGAUUUGGGAAAGUAAGCAGAAUGACUCAAAGUGUGGUCUCAUUUUAAACACUGUAAUUAUUCGCCUCCUAAGCAUGGCCAGAAAUACUAAAUGGGGUUUGAGGUGCUCAUUCAUGUUGGAUUUACUGUUUUUUACAUUCCUUAUUCUUUGUUUUUUGUGAACUAUUAAUAUUUCAGGAUAAGUUAAAAUGUGAAGGAUGCCAAAAGCUGGGAAUAAGAUGAUGUUCUGUGUGGAAACGAUUCAUUUUAUUUGCAUUAAGCGAUAAUAAAUACUCAGGAUGUUGUUUCAAGGAAGAGAAACCAAGUGAUUUCAAUUUCAUGAAGAAUCAACAGUGAACCUAUUCCCGCUCUUCUGUUUACAUAUUCUUGCAUUCAAGUUUUUUGUAAUAUUGUUUUAUUUUUGUUCGACUCUGUGACGUUAAUCCUCCUUGUUAAUUCAUAAACGCUCACAGUCACAGUAAGUCAGAGUUUCCUCUGUACAGCCAGGGGUCAGUGUUGUCUCUGUAAACAGGUUUAAUGUGCCAUCAGACAAAAAUGAGUCACUGAUUCCUUUUUGUCAAAAUGUUCUGACUUUGUUGAAUUAAUUUUAGGUUUCUUGUUUUGAUUGUCAAAAUCUCUCAAGUGCCAACAUGUAAUUUUUUUUUAAAUAAAACAGUCUGAUUUACUUGUGCAGCCAUUUCUCUUCUUAUAGUUCUAGACAAGACUUUGCAUCAGAAUUUGAAGGACAAAAAUGUCUGAUUAUGUAAAUAUUUUAUAUCCUGACCUCUUUCAGGGAAGCUUUAACUCAAAGCGCUCCCAGAUUUUUCUGCAUUAUGUAUGCAGCGGUGUGCAGUUUUAAUCUCACGCCGCCUGUCCUCCUCUUCUCACAAGCUUUCUUCACCCACAUUUCACAUACAGGCAAACUGCACCGUUAUAUCUGCACACCCACACACGUAAUGCAUUCAGCUCAGAACUGCAGUGUCCUCAGGGACACCUACAGAUGACAUCAGAGGCUGAGGGCUGUCCCUCUGAUCCAGAUAUUGGAGGAGAUAAGAAUGUGUUUGCUGAAAUGUGCACGCUGAGACAUGGUGCAACAGUCCUGUGAAGGCAGAUCAGGUAGAGUGCAACAUAGGGACAUGAUAAAGAACAGAAAAAAGAAGAGGGGAAAUAAAAAAUACAUGAUUUAAUUUAGAUGUAAGGUCUUUUGGAGACACUCCUUUGCUUAUCCGAUCUCUUGGGUUGCAGAUGGACUGAUAUACAUUUCUAUUUAGACAGAUUCACCUGAGUGCCAGAUGGAUUCAACCUAAGGUGUUGGAAAUAAAACUGCUCCUUUUAACUCCCACUUAUUACUCCUCCUCCUUUGGCCGUGCAGUGCUGUCAGCAGGCUCCACAGUCUCCAGUGAAGGUCACUGAAUGAUCCCACUCUGUGGAACAGGAAUGAGGACUGGUAUGUUUUAUAAAUAGCCUGCCUGUGUGGCACACCCAAAACCACAACCAUCUAUUUCUUUCCUCUCUAAACAACCUCUGAUCAUAUUUCUGAUUAACUAGGGAUGAAGCAGCGUUUAAUAUGUUUUAAUACCAACCAUAGUCUUACUUUAAACUUACAAAAAUAAAGGACACUGAAGCCAGCAAGGGCUCUGACAAAUACUGAGCAUCUCUAAUCCUUUGUGCUAUUAAUAGACGCUGGCAUUUUUACACAAGGUAAAAAAGCAGCUCGGUUCGACACAGGAGCUGGGAUGAAUCAGAGACAGAGAAAGGGAAAAAGUACGAGCCAGAGCAGAGCGAGCGUUUAGACACUUUGAUAUUGUCAUGCAAUCCCCCUGGGGCAAAGUUCAAACUGAAAGUUGUACUGUGCUCCGUCUGGUGGUCUUCAGAAAGAGGAGACUGCUGACUUAACUUAAAGAGAAUUUCACACUUGCUGAUCCAACAUGGAUUGAGUCACUCUGUGUUUCAGUCUCCUGGGCAACAAGCUCCUUCUCUGCGGAGACAGAGCUCUGAAAACCCUUGAGAUGAAACAUUAUUGCUGUUUGCACGCUGAGAAAUGAAUAUUUCUGUCUUAGAAUCUCAGAGAUCACGGUAACUCCAGCAGCUGUUCUCGAUAGGGCAAAGCUCAUGAGGAUCUUAACACAUAAACAAGUGAUCCUGUGAGAGUCAUUUAAUGCCGACCCUCUGACUUUUCAUUCAGUCAAACGGUCCAUGAGAUGUCUUCACUCAGCCACACUGAGAUAGAAAACAGUUGAGUGAUUAGCAAUAAUCACUCAAAUAAUACACACUUUUUUCCUGUCCCUUUUUGUAACUUAGAAAUUCUCAAAUGUUUAAGACAUAUGACUGUACAGGGACAUUAAAGGUGCAGUAUGUAGUUUUUAGCAGCAUAAAGCAAAACAGACUUGAUCAGAAAAAAAGUAGUAAUAGUAGUAGAAGAAGAAGAAGAAGAAGAAGAAGAAGAAGAAGAGAGGUUAAUAUGCUCCAAAAUCAUUUGUACAGAUCGUCAUUUUUUGAUGGUAAAAAUAUAAAAACAAAUAGAGGAUCAUACCGAUCAUGUUUCACAGGGGCUUCUUGUCCUUUAAGGCCACCGUCACUUCACAGUAGGCAGGGUGAGCAGGGUGGGCGGGGUGAGCAGGGUGGCGGGCUAAUCUAGAAUCUGACUGCUAGCUAAAUAUUUACAUGUGAUGAUGAAGAUUAAAUUGUUUAUGUUUGUAUAUCUCACAACUCAAGUGAAUGUGCAAAACAAACAGCAUCUAAAGGAGGUACAGAGGGUUCAAGAAGACUCUGAUCUGGACCUCCUUACAAACCAGAUGAAAGUCCACAUGGUGCUUCAUUAUGGAACCAGUUAAACGCUCAUAGUAUUGAAUCUUUGAUAUCUAGAUUUAGGUUUACUUCUCUCACAUUCGACCCAGACAUGUGAGGAGCCUGCAGACUGAUGUUUCCGGAUUAGAGCAGUGACUCAGUGUUAAGACUUUUGCCUUAGCAGAGAUCAAACACGGGUCCAACAGAGGCUUAACUGUUUAGAUGUUUGACAAACGCUGCGUGCGUUUGUCUGGAUGUCAAUAUGAGAUAGUGAGACACACAGUGAGAUGGCGAGAGUUAUCUAUAGGUAGAGAGAGAGAGUAUGUGGUGUCAGCUGGAAGCCUUGUAUCUAAAUAAAGGUUUACCUUCAACCUUAGAAAAUGACCACCUCUGGCUGCCACAUUAGCACCGGUGAGAAGUAUGGGAUUUAUUUACUAAACACAAAACAAACAUGGCCAAGGCUAUUACAUUAAUUAUAUUCUAGUAACCCUGGUAACCAGUGCGUUUUCUGUCUGGUGUUUUGUUCGACAUUGUGUCUUUAGUUUUAUGUGAUCUAAUGGACGGCCUAUCAAAUCAAUAAAAACCAGACACACAAAUAAAACUUUUCCCUAACAUCUGAUUCAGUAAAAACAUGGCCUUGAGAUAACGUCAUCUGCUGUUAUUUUUGGCUCUCUGCAGUUGGGCAAACAGUUCCUUGAACUCUUAUUUUGAAAUCUAAAAGAACAGAAAUCUGGGACUCGUAGUUGUCCAGAGUCCUAUGACCCCAAUUUAGAGAGAGUCCCAGAGGCCUUGUUCGGGAAGAGGCUUUUAUGUGUCAGUGACCCAGGAUUGGCUGUCGUAAGUUAUGGUCACUUUGAGAGGGGUCUUCCAAAUGUGGAAAGACAGCAGGAGUCAAAUGUCAUGUAGGGAGCAUGCUUGGCGUCUGUUAUCUGAAUAACUGCAGCAAAGUCUGUGUUUCAUUCUUGGCUCACAGCUUCAUUUGUUUUAUUGUGUGUUUUUCUUACUUCCUCAUUACAAUUACUGUUUAUCCUCACUAAAUAUGUUAUAUUUUGUGAGUAACUAGCAUGGGAGUAUUAAGCUUAAAUUCCAUUUUUGCUAGUCUACCAAUGAACCAUUUGUUAGCAUCUCAUUAAAUAUCAAUCCUGCAUAAUCUGAUAACUUAAUGCAUUGCAGAUGAAUCAUGUGAGCACGUUUUGCAUGAGUACAUGUCAGUGUAAACAAUAUAUUAACACAAGCACCUGGACCAGUGCAGCUUCAGUCACUGCAGUCACCUUCAGUGUGUCGCUGAGUGGAACUGAGUAACUGGCAUCAGUGCGCGCAUGCUGACCACACUUUCUCUGCGUGAACCUCCUUUGAGCCAGCUGGACUAAAAACAAGGUCAUGAUUCUAGAUUUUGGAUCAAAACACAGUCACUGAAACAAAAAGGAUCUAGGUCAGGUAUUGCUUCAAAAAGACCUCAAGUUUGUCCGUGCUCUGAGAUUGUUGCAA
Molecule: messenger RNA, 13771 nt
Organism: Xyrichtys novacula (pearly razorfish)
Lineage: Eukaryota; Metazoa; Chordata; Actinopteri; Labriformes; Labridae
Source: the annotation of a GenBank genome assembly